AUGGGGACCGGCUGUGUGAGCGCGGUCCUGCGGAGGAUGAAGAGCAGGAUGCGGCUGGAGCUGCUGCGGGAGCUGGGGCGACAGUACCCGCUCUUCUGCUUCCUCCUGCUGCUGCUUCUCUGUUCCACGGUGCUUUUGAACAGAUACAUCCACAUCAUCAUGAUGGUCUGGUCAUUCCUGGCUGGAGUUGUCACUUUUUACUGCUCUGUGGGACCAGAGUCUCUGCUUCCUAACGUGCUAAUAUCCAUUAAAUCAAAGACAAAGACUUAUCAGCCGGAGCUAUUCCCUCUUGGCCACAGCUGCGCCGUGUGUGGAAACAUAAAGUGCAAGAGGCACAGGCCGACCUUACUAAUGGAAAAUUAUCAACCCUGGCUUGAUCUUAAGAUACCAUCUAAAGUGGAUGCUUCCCUUUCACAGAUUCUGGAGUUAGUCUUGGAAAACUUUGUGUAUCCAUGGUACAGGGAUAUCACAGACGAUGAGGCAUUUGUGGACGAGCUCAGGAUGACUUUACGUUUCUUUGCUGCAGUUUUAAUCCGUAGAAUUCAAAAGGUGGACGUUGCGUCACUCAUCCUAAAGAAGCUUCUCAAAGUUUCCAUGAAGCACAUAGAAAUCAUAUGCAAAGCUCGACAGAAAGUUAAAACCACUGAACAACUUCAGCAAGCGGCUUUGGAGGAGUACGGCCCGGAUCUUCACGUGGCGCUGCGCAGUCGCAGAGAUGAACUCCUCUAUCUGCGCAGACUGACAGAGAUGCUGUUUCCUUAUAUCCUCCCUCCUAAAGCCACAGACUGCAGAUCUCUCACUCUCCUCAUCAGGGAGAUUUUGGCUGGAUCUGUCUUUCUUCCUUCUCUGGAUUACUUGGCUGAUCCUGACACAGUCAAUCAUUUGAUUCUGCUUUUCAUCGACAACUCUCCGCCUGAACAAGCGACAGAGCCCUCGUCCCACCUGGUCCCGUUCCUGCAGAAAUACGCCGACCCUCUGUCUAAAAAGCCCUCAGUGCUGAAGCUGGAGCUCAGAGAGAUCCGCCGUCAGCAGGACUUACUCUUUCGCUUCAUGAACUUUCUGAAGCACGAAGGCGCCGUUCACGUGCUCCAGUUCUGCCUCGCUGUCGAGGAAUUCAACAAUAGCAUUUUGGAUCCAGAUCUGAGCGACGGCAAGAAGAUGACGCUCCAUAAAGAAGUGAAGAAAAUCUACGAGACCUACAUUUUGGACGAGAGCAUUGAUAAAAUCCGCUUCGAUCCUUUCAUUGUGGAAGAAAUACGCCGCAUUGCGGAGGGCCCAUAUCCCGGCGUGGUUAAACUCCAAACCAUGAGGUGUCUGUUCGAGGCGUACGAGCAUGUGCUGUCUCUGCUGGAGAACGUCUUCACGCCCAUGUUUUGUCACAGCGACGAGUACUUUCGACAUCUUCUAAAAGGGGCGGAGUCUCCUUCGAGGACGUCCAGGAUGAGCAGGAGCACGUCCAGACGAGGAGAGGCCUUUGGAAUCAGUCGCAUCGGCAGCAAAAUCAAGGGAGUGUUCAAGAGCACCACCAUGGAGGGCGCCAUGCUGCCGUCCUACGCCAUGGUGGAGGGAGAGGACGAUCUGGUGGAAGAGGCCUUGAUGGUUCAGGAGGACGACUCUCCGCUGGAGGCUGCCUCGACCCCCAGUACCCCCCGGAACCUGUCGGCCUGGACCAUCACCAUUCCCUACAUCGACUUCUAUGACGAUGACACUAAACGGGAGCGGGUCCCCGUCUUCUGCAUCGACGUGGAGAGAAACGACCGCAAAGCAGUGGGUCAGGAGAUGGAGAGCUGGUCUGUCUACAGAAGAUACCUGGAGUUCUACGUUCUUGAAUCCAAACUGACAGAGUUUCAUGGGUCAUUUCCAGAUGCACAGUUGCCAUCGAAGAGAAUCAUCGGCCCCAAAAAUUACGAGUUUCUGACGUCGAAGCGCGUGGAGUUUGAGGAGUAUCUUCAGAAUCUACUGCAGCAUCCGGAGCUCAGCAACAGUCAGCUUUUAGCAGAUUUCCUUUCUCCUCACGGCAUAGAGUCGCAAUUCCUCGACAAGAUGCUGCCUGAUGUCAACCUGGGGAAAAUCAUUAAGGCUGUUCCCAGUAAACUGAUCAAAGAGAAAGGACAGCAUCUGGAGCCUUUCAUCCAGUCCUUCUUCAACUCGUGCGAAUCGGCCAAACCCAAACCCAGUCAUCCGGAACUCACCAUCCUGAGCCCCACCUCCGAGAACGACAAGAAGCUUUUCAACGACCUCUACAAGAACAACGCCAACCGCUCAGAGACGUCAGAGAAGAGACACAACCAGAAUUACUUCAUGCAGAUGAUCAACGUGGAAGGACUCUACGACUAUUUGAUGUACAUAGCUCGAGUGGUCUUCCGCAUCCCUGAUUGGCUGCACCACUUGCUGAUGGGCGUUCGGAUCCUGGUGAAGAACACUCUGGAGGCGUAUUCCCAUCACUAUCUGCAGAGCAAGCUGAGCCAGGUCCUGGAAGAACACCGCGUCGUGUCCCUCAUCACGCUGCUCCGAGAUGCUGUGUUCUGUGAGAGCAGCCAGUCUCGUUCAGCUCAGGAGAAACACAAAAGAGCCAAAAAGGCCUUUGAGGAAAUGCUACGUUAUAUCCCAGAUAUAAUUGGGAAAUGCAUCGGAGAGGAGCAAAGGUAUGAAGGGGUGUGUCUUCUUUUUGAUGGUCUGCAGCAGCCGGUCCUCAAUAAACAGCUUACAUAUGUGCUCUUGGAUCUCACGCUACAAGAGCUGUUUCCAGAGCUGUGCAAGACACAAAAAGAGAGCUCCAAUGUAGCUCCCUGGAUGUAA
Messenger RNA from Knipowitschia caucasica, 2799 nucleotides. The record is from the annotation of a GenBank genome assembly. NCBI's taxonomy places the organism in Eukaryota, Metazoa, Chordata, Actinopteri, Gobiiformes, Gobiidae.